This is a messenger RNA of Phytophthora sojae, 477 nucleotides long. RefSeq lists its product as hypothetical. The record is from RefSeq and is a predicted model, not a curated record. Gene Ontology annotation, molecular function: ATP binding; ATPase-coupled transmembrane transporter activity. Bases 1 to 477 code for a protein of 158 amino acids. Lineage: Eukaryota; Oomycota; Peronosporomycetes; Peronosporales; Peronosporaceae. Gene Ontology annotation, biological process: transmembrane transport. Gene Ontology annotation, cellular component: membrane. The transcript has a single exon.
AUGCCAACACCACGGUUUGCAGUGAUCGAUGCAAAAGUAUUGCAGCACUCGCUGUCCAGCAUCGACGUGGCGGCGCUGGUGGGCGUGAUGAUUUACUCCAUUACGAUCCUCUUCUACGGCUUCAACCCGCCUGCGAGCGAUAUCCCAGCCGGGUACCGAUGGCUUUACACGAUCACACCUCAGCGAUACUCAAUCAGUGUGUUAGUUUCUCUCGUGUUCAGCGACUGUGACGAGCUACUGAGCUACGACACUGAGACGAAGCAGUACGUGAACGUUGGCAGUAGUCUCGGCUGCCAGCCGAUGACCAACCCGCCGACCAACAUCGACCAUACCACGAUCAAGGAGUACGUCGAGUCCACGUUCGAGUACAAGCACGACGAGAUCUGGCGCAACUUCGGCAUCGUCCUCCUGUUCAUUGUCGUCUUACGGCUGAUGGCGCUGUUUUGCCUCCGCUUCAUCAACCACCAGAAGAGAUAG